UUUGGCUCGAGACCAAUUAGAUUGCCGGCCGUUCCUGAGAAGGCGCUGCCUCUCCGCAAACCACCCACUUUCGUUGUGCUGAAAGCGCAAAGCGGAUGGACUCUACAGGAGGCAAAGCUGCUCUCAGCGUGAUGCGCCUUGGCAAACUGCGAGCACAGCUCAAUGAAGUCAUGAUUAUCGAGGAGAUCCAUGACCAGGAGGUGCGAAAGUACACCGAGGAGAGCUUGCUGGAGGAAGCCGUGGAGACAGAGGAGGAGGAGAAGUGGACAGCUCCCGCUCUUUUGGAUGACGACUUGGUGGUGGGCGACUGUGACUCAGAUGAUGAGGUGCCCUGCCCCCCCAGCAGCUCGAGUGGCCGGAGCACAGCGCGCAGACUCAUGCAGGCAAGAGCCCAACAAUGCAUCGUAUGUAUGGAGGAGAAGGAGCACACCUUCGUGCCCCCGCACGUGGAGAGUAACCAUUCUCAUACAGAUGGCCACCGCUUCUGCAGCGACUGCUGGAUCGACUUCCUGGACCACGGGCUUUUGGUCCUUCGAAGAGGAGUUUCUCCAGCUCCGCUCUCUUGCCCCAUUUGCCGUAGCUGUAUCCACGUGCCAGACGUGUGGACGGUUGAUGUGGAACUUCCCUCUGUUUGGACGCACGCCAAACCAGUCGAGCCUGAGGUCCAAUGCCAUGAGGUGCAAGUACUGAGCCCAACCUCAGAUGGUGAGCGAUCAGCCGCAGAGCUGUCAUGGGUGAGUGCUGAUAGUGCCAGAUCCUCCGAUGACUGUGCUCCCGAAGGGCGGCACAUGCUGCCUCCAUUGUGCCGCCGCGUUUGGGCCGCUGCGGUGCGAUCCGGAGCGCAGUACCUGCGCAACGUCCUGGGCGAGGCUCGGGAGGCCCAGGGGUUUGUCGACUUGGACGCCAUCCACAACUCAUGAGCCAUAGCAUCUCCGGGCACUGUAAAGCAGACCCCCUUGGCGGAGAGGGUGUAGCAAAGAACUGGCGAGUCGGAUUCGACUCCCGCAUAAAAUUCGGUGCAUGAAAGGUAGCCUGGCGUUUAGGGCAUGCUGCGCCAUAUGGACCGCACGUGCCCUGGGCGGCAGCUUGGGUGUGCAAAGCAUCGCAGCCUUGCACUUGCAUGUGAGGAGAGUGCCGCCAUGAAGAGCGGUGAGAACCCGUCAGCAAGAAUGGGACCCAUGUAUAGCCUGAACAAAUCCGGCAAAUUUUAGGUUAGUUGGGGCAGUUGCUGGUUUGGCAUGCAUGGAGAUAUGGAGAUUUUCUUGCAUGCCAAACUCUUCAUUCAGCCGGUG
Effrenium voratum is the source of this 1292-nucleotide messenger RNA. Lineage: Eukaryota; Dinophyceae; Suessiales; Symbiodiniaceae. The record is from the annotation of a GenBank genome assembly.